Molecule: messenger RNA, 1020 nt
Organism: Microplitis demolitor
Lineage: Eukaryota; Metazoa; Arthropoda; Insecta; Hymenoptera; Braconidae
Product: prostaglandin reductase 1
Exons: 4
Coding region: 10-1020 (336 amino acids)
Biological process (GO): prostaglandin metabolic process
Cellular component (GO): cytoplasm
Molecular function (GO): 15-oxoprostaglandin 13-reductase [NAD(P)+] activity; 2-alkenal reductase [NAD(P)H] activity
Source: RefSeq, a predicted model, not a curated record
UUUUCCAUCAUGGUCGUUGCCAAAAAAUAUAUUCUCGUAAAACAUUUCAAUGGAGAACCUAAACCGGAAGAGUUCAAAAUUGUUGAAGAAGAAUUACCACCGAUUAAAGAUGGAGAGUUUUUGGUCGAAGCGGAAUAUUUAUCCGUGGAUCCUUAUAUGAGAUUCUUUGGGAAUAGAAUUCCGAUAAACGGGACGAUGAUCGGAGGUCAGGUUGCUAAAAUAAUUGAAUCAAAAGAUCCGAACUAUCCGGUUGGGAAGAAAAUAUUUGCUAGUCUAGGAUGGAGAACUCAUUCUAUCGUGAAUGUAAACGUAUCCGAUGACAUAUUAAAAUCAAAGCCGUAUAUUUUGACUGAUUUCGGUGAUCUCCCGUCAUCGCUUGGUCUCGGUGUUCUUGGAAUGCCAGGAAAUACAGCUUACUUUGGUCUCAUGGAAAUUUGUAAACCGAAGUCCGGUGAAACUCUGGUAGUUUCCGGUGCUGCUGGGGCGGUCGGCUCGCAUGUCGGACAAUUGGGAAAAAACUUGGACUUGAAAGUUAUUGGAAUUGCUGGCAGUGAUGCUAAGUGCAAAUGGAUUACUGAAGAUUUGGGAUUUGAUUCUGCAAUUAAUUACAAAACUCAAAAUGUCGCUGAUGAAUUGAAAAAGCUUGCACCCAAGGGUAUCGACUGUUACUUUGACAACGUCGGGGGAGAGAUAUCAAGUACUGUUAUUUAUCAAAUGAAUGAGUUUGGGCGCGUAUCAGUUUGCGGUUCAAUUUCGGCGUACAAUGCCGACCCUAAUAAUUUACCAAAGUGCACUUUAAUACAACCGGCGGUAGUACCUCGGCAGUUGAAGAUUGAAGGUUUCAUCGUUAGCCGAUGGAAUGAUCGUUGGAAUGAAGGAAUCGUCAAGAAUCUUGAAUUAAUUCGACAAAAAAAACUCGUAUAUCGCGAAACUGUAACCGAGGGAUUUGACAAAAUGGUCGAUGCAUUUGUCAGCAUGCUCCGUGGAGGAAAUAUUGGCAAAGCUGUUGUCAAAGUCUAG